Molecule: messenger RNA, 1898 nt
Organism: Puntigrus tetrazona (Sumatra barb)
Lineage: Eukaryota; Metazoa; Chordata; Actinopteri; Cypriniformes; Cyprinidae
Product: tumor necrosis factor receptor superfamily member 14-like
Exons: 9
Coding region: 435-1298 (287 amino acids)
Biological process (GO): defense response to Gram-positive bacterium; negative regulation of alpha-beta T cell proliferation; defense response to Gram-negative bacterium
Cellular component (GO): membrane; external side of plasma membrane
Molecular function (GO): transmembrane signaling receptor activity; protein binding
Source: RefSeq, a predicted model, not a curated record
ACACGCUUUACUUCCGUAUUCCACUGUUCCUACGGGAGCUUAUAGGAGUGUCGUAACUUUUUCCUAUGAUGUGUUACGUCGCCUUCACAGCCCAUAAACCAGAAAGCAGGAUUGUUUCUUCGCUUUUCAAAGGUCUUCUCAAAGCUAACACUCGCGGUUCUAAAUGAUUUACCAUUGAAUCUGAAGACUCCACAGAUGAUGAGGAAAUCAAAAGCGCUUCACAUUAAUUACCCAUAUCAUCAUUCAUACGUCGAUGAACUGAACUUCAGCAUACACCGAUUUUACAGUGGAUUGCUUUUCUUCUUUCUGCACGUCCUGCUCCCAAGUUUGAACCUACAGAGAUUUAUGGCAUCAAAAGGAGGAGAGAAACCAAUGCAACUAUGACCAACAAUCCAAACUUCAUCUAAUGUGUUGUUGAAAUCAUAACCGAGCUAAUGAAGUGUGGAGAAGAAACAUUGAACUUUGUUUUGGAUUGUGUUUGGAUUGUGUUAUUCAUUGCUGCAACUUUGAAUUUCAAACUGUGUUUUAGUGCAUGUGCUCAUGCUGAGUAUGAGAUACAUGGAGAAUGCUGCCCCAUGUGUGCACCAGGAAAUCAUGUUUAUUGGCACUGUACGAUAGACACGAGCACAACAUGUAUUCCAUGUCCUGUAUCAACGUACAUCGAUGAGCCCAAUGGCUUGGAUAAAUGCUUUCCCUGCUCUGUGUGUGAUGCAAAACUAGGUUUAAAGAUAAAGAAAACCUGCACACGCUCUGCAGAUACUAUUUGUGAGCCGUUGGAGGGAUUCUACUGCACUGAGCGAAAGAAAGAUAGCUGCAGAUUUGCUGCGAAGCACUCUGAAUGCCACCCUGGACAAUAUGUCAAACAAACAGGAACAGCAUUUACUGAUACUGUAUGUGGUAACUGCAUGCAAGGGACUUACUCUAAUGGCUCUUACACUGCCUGUCAACCACAUUCAAAUUGUGAAAUUAAAGGCCUUAAAGAAACAAAACCAGGAACAAUGUCAUCUGAUGUGGAAUGUGGGAAGUCAGUUCCAAUUGCUCUCAUUGUUGGAGUCAUUGUUGGAGUCAUUGUUGUCGUUUUGAUGACUGCUGUUGGGAUAAAACUCUAUUGCACAUUUAAACAGAAGAGACAAGCUAUUGACAGAAAUAUUUAUUUUUGCUCCGUGCCAAUACCAGAGAGUGAUGGUCAGUGUGAACCAACGUCACCAGACUCAGUGACCCCUCUUAUAUUCAACACUAGUAGCCCAAUACCUCAAUCUACUGCCUGUUCUGUUUUAAGUGGAGACAAUGUGACCUGAUAUCAGAAGAGGUGUAUUGUUGCUCAUUAAAGAAUCCAAAAGUAUCAAAGAACCUGAAGACUCCACAAAUCUUAAAGGCUUUGUGUAAAUUGCAUCUUCUGUUCUGUUGUGAGUGAUAAAUAGAGGAGCUGUCAAAUAAUGAUCAAUACAAUCCAAGCACACUCUCGCUGUAAGUCUUUAUCGUGUCUUCACACUAAAUACACACAUCAUAUCUUGGUAUUUUCUACCCAAAUCAGUGAUUUUUGUUGAGACAUUUUUCCUCUUUCAACCAAAACCAAUAAUCGUGGAUUGAGGUGUCUAAAAUUGCAUUCUUAUUUUUAUCUCAUGUAUUAGAAAAUGAUGUACUUUGAAAGUAGGAACUGAUGUCCACCCUAUUUCACCAAGAUCCACUCACUUUUCAACUUCUGGCAUUGCCACUGCUGUGGACAACAUUACUAACUGGAGACUAACAAUCUAGGACCAAAUGUUGAAGAAACCAGAACAGUUUAUGCACCUGAUUUGAACAUGAUCAAUUUAAGGAUUGUAUUAUUAAUUGCUGCUAAUUUGAACUUUAAACUGAUUCACACAUGUGCUGAAUAUGAAAUAAACGCAUAUAAACAA